Neofelis nebulosa (Clouded leopard) is the source of this 4347-nucleotide messenger RNA. It is a transcript of the gene GHR, whose product is annotated as growth hormone receptor. The transcript is spliced from 11 exons. Lineage: Eukaryota; Metazoa; Chordata; Mammalia; Carnivora; Felidae. The record is from RefSeq and is a predicted model, not a curated record. Gene Ontology annotation, molecular function: cytokine binding; peptide hormone binding; growth factor binding. Gene Ontology annotation, cellular component: cytosol; external side of plasma membrane; membrane. Gene Ontology annotation, biological process: cytokine-mediated signaling pathway; positive regulation of receptor signaling pathway via JAK-STAT; growth hormone receptor signaling pathway. Bases 410 to 2326 code for a protein of 638 amino acids.
CUGUGCUCGUCGACACCGUGCGCUCCUCCCCAAAGCGCACCGCCCUCUGCGCCUUUGUGCAGGCUGCAGCCACGCUUUGGCACCCGCGGAGCUGGGGUCAGUAGAGUCACUGCCACCAGUACCCAUGAGCUGGAGUGGGUGGAAGCCGUGGCGAGCCGAGCACCCCCAGCCCCGGACACACUAGUGGUUAUGAAAUCAACCAGGCUCAAAGUUUUGACAGAACUGCCCGGAUCUUGAGAGCUGCGAACACGGCUGACACCAGAACUCUGGGAAGCCUUGUGACAGGACCUUGCCUGUGCAAUCUCACAUGUGAUUUGCCGUUCUUCCUGGAAGGUCCACUCUGUGGCUUUUCUCUGGAAUCUAUGAAGAAAAUGUUCCUCAGCCUAGCCUAGAAACAGGUUCUACAGGUAUGGAUCUCUGGCAGCUGCUGUUGACCUUGGCAGUGGCAGGAUCAAGCAGUGCUUUUUCUGGGAGUGAAGCCACACCAGCUAUCCUUGGCAGAGCCUCCCAGAGUCUGCAAAGAGUUAAUCCAGGCCUAGGGACAAAUUCUUCUGGGAAGCCUAAGUUCACCAAGUGCCGUUCACCUGAACUAGAGACUUUUUCGUGCCACUGGACAGAUGGGGUUCGUCGUGGCUUCAAGAGCCCAGGAUCCACACAGCUAUUCUAUAUUAGAAGGAGCACUCAAGAGUGGACUCAAGAAUGGAAAGAAUGCCCCGAUUAUGUCUCUGCUGGAGAAAACAGCUGUUACUUUAAUUCAUCUUAUACCUCCAUUUGGAUACCCUACUGUAUCAAGCUAACCAGCAAUGGUGGUACAGUGGAUCAAAAGUGUUUCUCUGUUGAGGAAAUAGUGCAACCAGAUCCACCCAUUGGCCUCAACUGGACUCUACUGAACAUCAGUUUAACGGGGAUUCAUGCAGAUAUCCAGGUGAGGUGGGAACCACCGCCCAAUGCAGACGUUCAGAAGGGAUGGAUAGUCCUGGAGUAUGAACUGCAGUACAAAGAAGUAAAUGAGUCCCAGUGGAAAACGAUGGACCCUGUAUUGUCAACAUCAGUUCCAGUUUAUUCACUGAGACUAGAUAAAGAAUAUGAAGUGCGUGUGAGAUCCAGACAACGAAACUCUGAAAAAUAUGGCGAGUUCAGUGAGGUGCUCUAUGUAACACUUCCUCAAAUGAGCCCAUUUGCAUGUGAAGAAGAUUUCCAGUUUCCAUGGUUCUUAAUUACUAUCUUUGGAAUAUUUGGGCUAACGAUGAUACUAUUUUUAUUCAUAUUUUCUAAACAGCAAAGGAUUAAGAUGCUGAUUCUUCCCCCAGUUCCAGUUCCAAAGAUUAAAGGAAUUGAUCCAGAUCUCCUCAAGGAAGGAAAAUUAGAAGAGGUGAACACAAUCUUAGCCAUUCAUGACAACUAUAAACCUGAAUUCUACAACGAUGACUCUUGGGUUGAAUUCAUUGAGCUGGAUAUUGAUGACCCCGAUGAAAAGACUGAAGGCUCCGACACAGACAGACUUCUAAGCAAUGACCAUGAGAAAUCACUUAACAUCCUUGGAGCAAAGGAUGAUGACUCUGGACGUACCAGCUGUUAUGAACCUGACAUUUUGGAGACUGAUUUCAAUGCCAGUGGCAUGUGUGAUGGUACCUCAGAGGUUGCUCAGCCACAGAGGUUAAAAGGGGAAGUAGAUCUCUUGUGCCUUGACCAGAAGAAUCAAAAUAACUCACCUUCUACUGAUGCUACCCCUACCACUCAGCAGCCCAGUGUCAUCCUAGCAAAGGAAAACAAACCAAGACCGCUUCUUAUUAGUGGAACUGAGUCAACUCAUCAAGCUGCCCAUACUCAGCUAAGCAAUCCGAGUUCACUGGCAAACAUCGACUUUUAUGCCCAGGUAAGCGACAUUACUCCAGCGGGGAGUGUGGUCCUUUCCCCAGGCCAAAAGAAUAAGGCAGGGAUAUCCCCGUGUGACAUGCAUCCAGAAGCGGUCUCACUCUGCCAAGCAAACUUCAUCAUGGACAACGCCUACUUCUGCGAGGCAGACGCCAAAAAGUGCAUCGCUGUGGCCCCUCACGUCGAGGCUGAAUCACGUGUGGAGCCAAGCUUUAACCAGGAAGACAUUUACAUCACCACAGAAAGCCUUACCACUACCGCUGGCCAGUCUGGGACAGCAGAACGGGCUCCGAGUUCUGAGAUGCCUGUCCCAGACUAUACCUCCAUUCACAUAGUACAGUCUCCGCAGGGCCUCGUGCUCAAUGCCACAGCCUUGCCCUUGCCUGACAAAGAGUUUCUCUCAUCGUGUGGCUACGUGAGCACAGACCAACUGAACAAAAUCAUGCCGUAGCCUUUCUUUGAUUUCCCACAAGCUACAUAUUGAAUGGUGAGGAGCUGGCUAGGGCAUGAGUGCUUACACCAAAACAAUGUUUAAACUUUUGGGGGGGAUGGGGGGAGCGGAUUCUAAAUGCCUUUUUCCUGAAGUGUUGAAAGAUAAUAUUAAAAAAGAAACAAGAACGCCUGAUCGGAUAGAUAUUCCUAUUGUGAACUGUAAAUAUUUUAAAGAAUCGUCUCAAAGACUGUUUAGUGGCAGUGAUUGUCUUGUUAAUGUGGGUGUUAAUUUUGUGAUACUAAGCAUUGAAUGGCUAUUUUUAAUGUAUAGUAAAUCAUGCUUUUUGAAAAAGCAAAAAAUCAGGUGGCUUUUGCAGUUCAGGAAAAUCGAAUGCAAAUCAGAGCACAGGCCGAUGUUUUUUAGAUAAUCCGGAACUAAAAUUAUAGGUAAGAAGGCAAGAAAUAGUUUGGAUAUGUAAAACAUUUAUUUUGACAUAAAAUUUAUAAAGGUAUUUUUAAGAAUUUACACUAUAAGCAUGGCUAUUUUAUAUUACACUACACGCUGUGUACCGUAGUUCAUGCAGACCCAUCUGGAGAAUGUAGCAACCGCACUCUAAAGCCGGUUUAAUGCUUUGGUCGGUCCACCUAAAGAAAAACAAAUAAGCAAGUUAGUUUUUUACGCGGCCCUUUUUGUACCUCCCAAAACUCCUUAAGCAAUUCUGAAGUGAUUGUUGUUACCUGCAUUAUUGGCACAUGCUUGUCUUAAUUUAAAUUUUUAAAGAAAUAUUUGUUAAUUGAGACAACUUUUAAGAUGUAUGCACAGGUCUACUCAUCGUGAACCAAACCAAAACAAACAAACAAAAGACUCUUCCUUACCCAAAGUUCGGCUCAGGUCAGAGAGCUCCCUACUAAGAGAAGGAGAGGGUAUUAGCUGGUCCUUACUGACAGGCUGCUCAGGGGCUAUUGUUGCACACGGAGGGAGUGUUUAGGCAGGCAGAUCAUGAGCGAUGGCCCCAGAACCUUUGUAGUAGUAUCUCUUCUAACACAAUGUGAUUCUAUUACACAGUGACCUAAGAAGGGAAUAAAGUACAUGAAGCAUUUUGUAAGUCGAAGCAAAUUGAAAAUGAAGUUAACCAGAUAAUGGAACCAAAAGAUCAAGAAAUAUACCCACUAUUCAUUGUAACAAGAAACAGAAGGAACAAGAUUGUCAAUCCCCUCAGAUAAGUCAAAAUGUUCUUAAACCAAUGGCGGAAACUUUCUUCCUCACCGAACUCUUUCUAGGGUUUAUUUAAAGUAGCAAAGAAGUGUCCUCAUUUUUUAUUUCCCCUCUGAGUGGAUUGGCCUCCAAGAGGGUAGUCAGAAGAGAAAGAAGCGUCCUGAAGUAAUGUUGAAAUUAUCGUUCAACAUCAUUCUUGGGAGCGUUGGGAUUAUUCCCCAAAAGGUUUGUCCAAAGAGAAUCUCAUCUCACUGAAAAAUGCUUCUCACUUUAAGUUUUGGUUGUUUUUUUUUUGUUGUUUUUUUUUUUUACAUUUAAUGAAACUUUAAAGUUAGCUUUAACUUAAAUAGUAUUUGCCAUUUAGCUCAGACCUUUUUAGGAAACAGGCUUAAUGGUUGGUGAUUUUAAAUUCCCUCUUUCUUGCGGGAAGGACAGUGAAAAGCUAGAACUGGGUGUUCCAAGUUCAACAUGUUACUUUGUAAUAGGUGUUUAAUAGAUCUUUUCUGCUACCUUGCUGCUAUAGUUUUCUCUAAGAGCUACAUAAUUUAGUUUCAUAUACAAUUUCAUCGGUGUAGAACCUAAUUCAACUUAAAACUGUGUACUUGGGAAAACUAUCUUACUAUUUCACCAUAGGCUGACAACAAUUUCUAUAGCCAAAAAUAGCUAAAUACCUCAAUCAGUCUCAGAAUGUCAUUCUGGUACUUUGCUGGCCACACAAGCCAUUAUUCACUAGUAUGACUAGUUGUGUCCUGCAGUUUAUAUUUAACUCUCCUCAUGUCUGUGGAUUUUUUUCCUUCGAAGUUUAAUAAAUUUAUUUUCUUGGA